AUGAUGAAAGUGAAGUGGAACUGUAAUGGUGGACACACAGGAACAUGGACCUCCAGUCCUGACAUUCGGGAAAUGGCAGAUGUUCAGCUUCUCACGGCUGUGUCUGUGCUGUUUUCAGGAGGCACUUACACCGAGCUGCAGGACUGGACUCAGACCAUGAACCUGAAGUUGUUUGGCAGCACCACCAUCUAUCAGAUUCAGAAUACCUACCUGUUUAACGAAGGAAUGCUAUUUUGGCAAGACUGUUCCUGGAUCAGGAGGAAAAUGGUGUUGGAACAAAGCUGUCUGGGGAUGCACGCAGCGACAGUCCAGGCUACAGGUCUCUAUCUUUUAUUGCUAUUUAACGUGCAGUGCCUACUUAUGUGUGUUAGUAUGUGUUUUCUAUCAUGUGUUUUCAGUGAUACAGGUCUUUAUAAUUGUUAUGGUGAUGAUAAGUGAUUUUAAAAAAUCCCAAGUUGGGAUCAAUAACCAUUAUUCUGUACUCUGUCUCUAAAGUGCUAAAUACACCACCUAUACCCUGAUGACCAAUGACACCAACGAGAUUGUGCACAGCGAACUGAUACAGGUACAGUACAAUUAAUACAGUUUACAGUAUGAUGGUCAAUGGCAUGUUGCGUUAUCACACCUGGUGGCUGGCUGUAAUUCUGUUUUACUUUUGCCCAUUACAGGUCACAGAGGCACCCAGCUCUGUUGCGAUAGAGGUAAUUGGCUUCAAGUGGGCCCUGACAGAGCUGUUGGACAACAUGGAUCUCCAAGUGGAUGUGGUCACAAGUGACCAUUCCCCCUCUAUUCGCAAGAUGAUGAGGGAGCUCUUCUCUGACAUCCAACAUGAGCUCGAUGUGUGGCAUACAGUGAAAGGUUAGCACUGCAGAACCCAACCUUACAAGACUAUUUAUAUGAUAUCAGAAAUUACACACAUCGCUUUCUGUCAUAGUUUCAAAAAGGGCAGAUCAAUGUGUUGUAUAAAAACGUUUGAAUGGUCAGUCAAUUUGUUUUUCAAACGGGUCUCCAAAAGAAACUUCUGCUGAAGGCCAAGAAGCGAGGGAAUGAGGCCUUGUGUCCCUGGAUACACUCCCUCACGAACCACGUUUUGUUGUGCAGCAAAGUUUAAUGGAGACCCUGAGGUAAAUGAAAUGGAGAAAAACGCAAACUCUGUGACGUAUUUAUCUUGUUCACUGUAAUGUGCCGUCAUUCUCACCCCUAACUCUGAUCCAUAUGCACUGGUCCAGGAGACACCUAGUAAUUGUACUGGUGCAUGUCCUGUUCUCAAGAUAUCUAAAAGCAAAUAUAUGUUGUCUGUCUUUGAAGGAGCACAUCUGUGAUGUACACAGCUGGACAGAGUUGAGGGGGAAGUCCACUGUCAACACCCUGACCUGUCCGAUUAUGACCGUGGCAAGAAGAAGUGACUGUCCAUGGACUCAGUUGUGUAUGAAUACCUCUACAGGUUAGUAGUCAUCAAUAACAGCAUCAUGUUUUAAUAUUUUCAAUCAGAAAAGCCAAAAUAAUUAGUCUACUCUGUUUUGUCUUUGUAAACACACAGGCCAUCUGGAGGCAUUCCACAGUGCUCUCCUGAAGUAUACCCCAAAGCGGUACAAACAAAUCUUCUGCAAGAGGUCAAAGCAGUGGGUGGGAAAGGUUUGUCCACUACUUCAGGGAGAAGCUUGCUCCCCAAACCCAACAUCCCUUCUAACAUCGCCACAGCGCUAAAGCCUGCUAACCAGCUGCCAUUGCCCAACACAAGAAGAGUUUCACCAGCUGAACAACAUUCAGGACCCUGCCUGGAACAUUCAGUCAACAUGGUUCUAAGCUGACAUAUGGAAUUGUUUUAAGAUGGUCAUACUAUGGAUCAUUUAGCUAUUUGAUUUGGAAUUUUAAGACCCCUUUAGCUAUAAAAAUGUUUUAUCAAAAAAUGAUUUAAUAAAAUAUUACAUUUGGCCUUUACUAGUAUAGACCUGAGAAACGCAUUGAAUAACACAUUAAUAAAUGGCAAAAAGACAGUCAAAAAAAUAAAUAAUAAGAAAGUGUUCGUCCUAUAUCUAGGAGAUACUGUAUAAGACAGCUCAGGAAAUAUUAUAUAUAUUAAACCCCUUUUCUGGUAACGGUUACUUUCAGAUGAGUCCCGUGACAAUUGUGGGGGUUGUAGCAAAACAGAGAACAACAUUGUGUUCGUGAGAAUCUCCCCUUUCCACAGUGGGGCCACAAAAUUAUACUGUACUGAACAACACUGCCUCGUGUUAAAAGAGAGCUUAUAUUGCUAGCUAGCUACCGACAGCAAAACAACUUACUAAUUUUCCCUCCUGGUACAACUGGUCUAGGCUGCCGCCAUCAGUUGAUCUUGGAGGUUCUGAAGAAUGUCUCCAGCACCCCUCGAUGGUCUGUCAUACACACACAAUCCAUGGGGUCUGCAGUGACCCUCUCCAGUAAGAACUGCCCACGAUCGAAUUCGUUGCAGCCCAGACAUUCCUCUUCUGUCAGCAUGGCUGGACAGCACCCGCAUAGGCACCACCAGUCGGAGUCUGACCGUGGCUCUCCAGGAUCAGGAGCAGCAGUGGCGGCUGCAGCAGCCGCUGUUUGCUGGUCUUGCUAUUCUUGUUCUCGCUGUCUCAACUCCUAUUCAGUGUAUUCUGGCUCAAAUUAAUAGGGCUGUAUGUCCGUAUGUAAAAGAACAUUGAAAAAUGUUUUGACGUCCAGCUCUUCUUGGAAAGCGGAAUCAUCAGAAGCAGCCAUUGUAAUUAUUUAGCAAUCUCGAAUAGACAGUGCACAGUAACAUAGCUCCCGUGAAACCUGUAGAAAGAAACUAGUACCGCCCCGUUUUGAAAAGCCCACCUUCGAGGGUGGGAACACAAUUGAACAAGGAAGUAGGUCUCCCGUCGGGUUGUAGUCUUCAUAAAGCCAGAGAAAAUGAGUCCAAUUUCUCUAUUGAACAAGGACAACCAUAUCUACUCACUGCUAGCGUGAUCGUGCAAUCGGCGAAACACAAAGGCCACAAUAAUUGCUACAUGACUCCAUUCAUUUCUAGAUCAGACAGUACACUCAAUCAACCAAUGACGUCAUUGGUUGAACUCUCCCAGUGUUAAAAUUCAGAAAUGUUGCACCGGUAUGGUGCACAAUUAUGUCUGAAACUGUCACGCCCUGGCUCUGGGGACGCUUGUAUGUUGAGCCAGGGUGUGAGUGUUCUUUGUGUUGUUCUAGUUUUGUGUUUCUAGGGUGUAGUUCUAGUUAUUGUGUUUCUAUGUUGGCCAGAGUGGUUCUCAAUCAGAGGCAACGAGUGUCAGCUGUUGCUGGUUGUCUCUGAUUGGGAACCAUAUUUAAACAGUCUGUUUUCCCACAGUGUUUGUGGGAUCUUGUUCCUUUUGAUUUGUGUUUGUACCGUAGGACUUCACGUAUCGUUUGUUGUUUUGUUCGCUGUGGUGUACUAAAAAAGAAAUAUGUACGCAUCUCACGCUGCGCCUUGGCCCGCUUCUUUUCAAGACGAUCGUGACAGAAACACCUCAUUAUGUAGGGAGAAUGGAAAAACACUCCAAAUAGUGUCUAGCAGUGAAGUUUUUCUUUAAUAAUUCAUAAACCAAAUUGAUAUCAGUAAAAACAUUAACUAAUUGUUAGGUCUACUUUUACUUGUUACUACUGUGUUACUUCUGUGAACUUUUAUUAUCCUCCUUUCUCUCCCUCCUCAUCAGGGAGAGAAAUUUGAAAAUAUUAGAAGAAAAAAAAGAAGAAUGUUUUGGUAAUGGAAUUUCAAGGCACAAGGCAAUGUUUCUUAAAAUUACAGAAGGCAGAAAAAAGUAUCCUAAACUAAAUAUAAGUGUUGCUAUUAGUUGACAGGGGUCUUUACUUCAACAUUAUUGUGUUUUGAUGUAUUUGUAAUACCUUUUAAGACUUUUUCUGGUAGUUGUUUUCUAAGACCCCUUUUUUUUCCAUCUGUUUGACAAUAAAUCAAAUUCUUUGCUUAUUCCUGCUUAUUCUUGUUUUUAGGAUGACAAAUGGUUAAUAUGAUGACAUAAAUGGUAUUUAUGCCUACAUUUAAAUAUAAAGACUCAGGUUUCAUUUGACACCCAAUUUGACAUGCUCCUAUGAACUUCACAAGUUGGUGCACAUGGGGUCCUUUUACAUGGAAAUGUUCCUCUCUCAACUCUCUUUUACUCUCUCUCAAUCUCUCUCCCUCUCUCUCUUGUUCUCUCUAUGUCGCUCGCUCUCUCAACUCUCUUUUUCUCUCUCUUUUUUUUCACUUCCUGUGUUCCAAACACAAACCAAAAAAUUGCCUCUGAACAUCAAAAAUAGAACUCUCAUAAGAGUGUUACAAAACGUAUAUAGCCAUAACAACUGUAGUGAAAUUAGAGGGUGGUAAUGCCGUUGUUUGGGUCGUGGAGAAGUGUAUGUUUGAUUGUGCUUGCGUGUGUGCAUGUGUUUGUGAGUAUGUUUUGGCAUCUCUGGUGAAAUGAUAUCAGAGUGAUCACUCCACUUUCUCAGACUGGGAUUCUAAACUGUUUCCUCACACUGGAUCGGUAGAGCUGUGACCAGUAGGGCUGUGACCAGUAGGGCUGUGACCAGUAAGGCUGUGACCAGUAAGGCUGUAUUAGUGUCACUAGGACUGCCAGAGCUGUGUGACCAGAGUUCUGGCACCAUGACAGUGUCCCUCUGGCAGUGCUGUAAUCAGACACACUGAUGUACUGCUGACCACUGUGAUGCCUACUCCCUCCAGUCAUCAGACACUGAUCUGCUCCCUUCUCUCCCCAUGUUCUGGGUGUUGCAGUAGCCAUUUACACUGUAAUGACAUUAACAGUCUCUCCCAUACCAGUCAAUGAGACACAUGCAUCAAUAAGGAUCAGCCUAAUGGUGACAUACACUUGGGUACGUACUGUAGUCACACACACACACACACACACACACACACACACACACACACACACACACACACACACACACACACACACACACACACAGAUAAGCACCUACAGUAUAUGAGCUACAGGGUCAGGGAACCUGCUGUCUCCUGUCCUGCUACCCAGACUACCAGGGGACUCUUGUGUAUAGGGGGAGGAGAGGUGAGUAAGGGGGAGGAUGGGGGAGAGGUGAGGGUGAGUAAGAGAUGAGUCAACUGCCCUCAGCUAUAAGAGAAGCCCUGAUGGAGCCUGGGAGUGACACACACACAGACCCCCAGAGGUAAGAUUCCCUCACCUCACUCGCCUCUGCACUUUCUCUAUCACUCUUGCCAUCUCUACCUCUAUCAUUUGCUUUAUCACUAUUACUCUUUCUCUGUCUAUCAUCCUUUCUCAUCUCUCUCUCUCGCUCUCUCUCUGUGUUAGUAUGUGCUACUGAAAUAAUAUGUACAGAUUUGAACAGGUGAUAUAGUGAAAGUUUAUCUUGUCCGUAAUGCAUGGUUUGGUUUGAUUGUCUUUCAUGAAGUGAGGUGCCAUUUAUUUUAAAUAAACGUUUUACACUAAACAUUUUACUUUAAACUUUAGAAAGAACGUUUGAAAGGAAGCAUGUGGAAUAUUCAGCCAGCCAAGUAGAUCAGGUAGACUUGAUAGACUGGGUUCUGGCUGUUUUCUGUAGGAUGGGUGUAGUACGGUAAAUCUUAUCUGUAACCUUUUUAUCAGAGGGCAGGCUGUUCUCUCUUGGUAGGGAUUUCACCGCCAACCAUCUGCCCAAUAUUGAUUGGUCUAAAACAGAUAUUUAUCUCCAACCAAAAAAUGCCAUUGAAGUUUAGACUUUAAAAAAUGAUCAAAUGAAUAUGAACAUUAUUGAAGUGCAUAAGUGUCUGUGUUCUAUAACAGACCAUAACAGAACAACCUGAACUUAUAGGAUGUAUAUCUGCCCUCCUACAGGAAUAUCUGUUCUAUUCUUUAUACACACACAGAUUAAGCACCAGGUUCAAGACACACGCACAUUGAGACGCGUACACACGUUCACGCAUGUACACCCGUUCAUCCAGACUACAGAUAUGGAUUGUUCCAUGGACCUCCUGGUGUCCUCUCUACUGGCACUGUUCAGCGUGGGGGCGGGAGCUUCACUGUCGUUAGAUGUAGUGAGAACCAAGGUCAAAUUCCUUGCUCAGACCAUGGUGUACAAGACACAGAUGGAAAUCAAAAAGGUAAUCAAUCCAUCUAUCAAUUAGUCAGUCAGUCAAUCAAUCAUUAGUGUACUGACUAAUGAAGUCUUUGGCUUGUUGAUACAUUUGACUUGUGAAACCAUGUAUAGUCCUCAUAAAUCUUAUUUUAAUCACAUCUUUCUCUCCUUCCCUCCCUCCCUCCAGCUCCCUAGCAGGACCUGCUGAUCUCCCUAGAUAUGGCGGACCUCAAACAGCUGGUAGAAGACAGCUCCACUACGAGGGGUCAGUUGGAGAACUGGAUGAUGUCGCGCUGCCCAGGUCGCCAGCAGAAACAGACAGGAGAGGGUGGGUUGGAGGAGGCUCUGAAGGACAGUAUCAGGAAGUUUGGUCUGAGUGUGAGUCCAGUGGUACUAAACAGACUCAAGGGCUACCUCGAUCGGCUACUGCUGAACCUGGAUCAGCUCCGGUACUGCUGA
Molecule: messenger RNA, 6525 nt
Organism: Coregonus sp. 'balchen'
Lineage: Eukaryota; Metazoa; Chordata; Actinopteri; Salmoniformes; Salmonidae
Source: the annotation of a GenBank genome assembly